AUGAUCCGUCUAUCCGUUGAAAACGGCCUUCGAGCUUUACUGGGGGCCUUCCUAUCAAGCUGUACAUUCCUUAUUACUUCCUAUAACACCACAUUCGCUUUUGACCACCCCCUCCACACAGCUUCCCUGGCCUGCUUUCUUUCUGGGCUCUCUCUCUUGGUUUUGAGCAGAUUCGUCCACCGAAUACCGACCAUAUCUCGUCCUGACAAAUAUUCCACUAUUCCACUCACUGAGCUUGAUGACUCGACAGUUGAAGUACUCUCGCCUGUUAGCAACGAUGGCGAUUCCGCAAAGGACAAACGUACGUGGAAGUGGUGGUUAGGGAUUGGUGUCGUCACAGGAAUUGGCUGUGCUCGACUUUCACUUUAUCGCAAUAUCACCGAGAACAUCGAAUGCGCGCCUCCUGGAUAUGCUUACCUGAUUCCGCUAUAUAUCUCAGUUUACGACUUCUGGCGCAAUCAACAAGGCACUCAAAGUUGCGCACGGCCCGACCACUCUCCCAACGCCCUGCUUCGUAUACCGGUCACAAUAGCUAGUCGCGUCCGUUUUCUCGUCCUCCAAAGCCGCCUACGAUACGUCAUAUCUGCCGGCCUUUUAGCAGUGAGCGGCCUCCUAGUUUCGUCAUUCGAUCAUGGUCGAGAGUCCACAUUUAUCUGUCCUAUAAUUUCGGGAGAACACGCCCGGCAACGGAUGCUCAAGAUACUCAGCCUCGCCCUUGAUACACUGGUUUUGAUAGGCGCAGCCGAGCUAUCUGGUGAAGGAACCCGUCGAGAUGGGAGGAGGAAGCAGACAUUACUAGCCUGGGGGUGUGGUCUUAUUGGGGUUGCUUUCUUUUGGGGGGCUUGGGCCAUCCAUUCAAAGCGUACUGCCGAACCUGGUACUUUUGUCACCUCGCUUUACCUCGGAAGUGCAUGGAGUCAGGUUGCUUUGAUUACAGUCAUAAUAGUGUCUGCAUCUCAGCUGUUCCCGCAUUACGUAUUCAAUGGGCAAGAGUCGUUCCCUCCAAUACCCCCGUCUGAAGCCCUUUCAGCACUUUCCUUCAUCUGCCUUGGAGGGUUAAUAUUUUUGCUAUCCAGGAUGGCAUCUGAUGACGAACCACUAUUCUUAUAUCGCCUCAACCUAGUUUCACGUUUGGUAUUCCUUAUCAUGUUUGGGACUGGGCUAUUUUUGAUCUCCAAACGAUCGAAUGUGGUCCACAUACAUCCGAUAGAGUCGCUCAUACACGAAGCCGGAAAGAACCAUGAUAUGUGGUUGAAGACAGCCAAGGGGAGCAGUAAUCUGGCAGAAGCUGUUCAGAAAUACCGGUCAAAAUAUAAUCAGUACCCACCGCCGGGCUUUGAUAAGUGGUACGACUAUGCCGUAAGCAGGUCUUCGGUUAUGAUUGACGAAUUUGAUGAUAUAUACACGAACCUUUUGCCGUUUCGGGCCUUGGAACCCGAAGAGAUUCGAACCAUGACUCAAAAGUUAGCAACAAAUCCUUUUAAUGGAAUAGGCGCUCUGAGUAUCCGCAAUGGCACCGUCAGGUUGCAAGAGGGAAUCAGGCCAACACAUGCCUGGAUGGUUCAAAGUGCGGGCAAAAUGAUUGAAAAGUUUUCUGAGCACCUCCCCGACAUGGAUUUGGCUUUCAACCUGGACGACGAGCCCCGUGUUAUAGCACCAUGGGAGAAGGUGGAAGAACUUCGGAAACGGGCAAGGAUGCAACAGCUGCCUCCCGACGAUAAGAUUUCGAACAAGUGGUCUAUGGAACGCAAUGCAACUUGGGACCCUAUAGAACCAGCCGACCAAACUCCAGAGGCUAUGUUUAUCGAUCGUUCACUCCAGAGAGCAUUUGAUCCUUAUAUAGCACCUGCUUGUCCGCCUGGGUCGAAGGCACGGUCCCGGCGAAUUUGGGACAAACGGCACUUAUGCAUGGAGUGCAUUCGCCCCCAUUCAAAGGGACAAUUCCCAACGCGCUGGGAUCUCGCAUCCGAUAUAUGUCACCAGCCUGAUCUUGCUACGCUGCAUGGACUCCUUAUUUCUCCCGCAUCGUUCAAAAUCACGCAGGAACUGGUGCCCGUUUUCAGUCAGAGUUCCACAUCGGGGUUCAACGACAUCAUAUUUCCAAGUCCUUGGAACUAUGUUGAUAAAAUAACUUACACGCCUUCCACUGAGCACCCGGAUCAGAAAUAUACCGAUAAAGAAAACACUCUCUUCUGGGUCGGAGGCACAUCAGAAGGCGUAAGCCAUGAGGGGAGAUGGAAAGGGAUGCCGCGACAGCGCCUCGCGCACGUGGUCAAUAAUAACACAUAUAACCACGUCUCAGUUCUCCUCCCUGCAGAUCAACAAAAAUCAUACGCCUACCAGGUGUUUGACGGCCGUGCGCCUACACAGGUCCUCGGUUUGAACACGUCCGUCAGCAUCACCGACCCUAUAGUGCGCUGCCGGGAUAAAGACUGCGCCGACCAAACGGACGAACUACACACAGGCGGCCGAGUUGACUUCCAAGAUCAUUGGCAAUAUCGUUACCUCUUUGACUCUGACGGUGCCGGCUUCAGCGGCCGCUUCCUUCCUUUCUUGCAGAGCCAUAGCCUGCCUUUCAAAACGGGCUUAUUCAGACAAUGGUUCGACUCCCGAAUUACGCCGUGGUUACACUACGUCCCGAUCGAUAUCCGCCUACAUGGAUUAUGGAGCACAGUGGCCUACUUCGCUGGCGUGGAUGCUAUAGUUGACGGACAGAAGAUCGAGAUGAAAGGCCAUGAUACUCAGGGCACAUUGAUUGCCGAGGAAGGCCGUAAAUGGGCUGAAAAGGCCCUGCGAAAGGAAGACAUGGAGAUAUAUUUCUUCCGGCUUCUUCUGGAAUGGGGGAGAUUGACUGAUGAUCGGCGGGAUUUGCUGGGAUUCAAGCUCCCUUCUUGA
Aspergillus puulaauensis is the source of this 2895-nucleotide messenger RNA. RefSeq names its product putative capsular associated protein. Lineage: Eukaryota; Fungi; Ascomycota; Eurotiomycetes; Eurotiales; Aspergillaceae. The record is from RefSeq and is a predicted model, not a curated record. The transcript is spliced from 8 exons. The coding region runs from base 1 to 2895 and encodes 964 amino acids.